This is a messenger RNA of Thlaspi arvense, 1086 nucleotides long. The record is from the annotation of a GenBank genome assembly. Lineage: Eukaryota; Viridiplantae; Streptophyta; Magnoliopsida; Brassicales; Brassicaceae.
AUGCCUCCGAAAGCCAAAGCUAAAGAUGCAGCUCCCGUAGAGAGGCCUAUCCUUGGCCGUUUCUCUUCUCACCUCAAGAUCGGAAUUGUUGGGUUGCCAAAUGUGGGAAAAUCUACACUGUUCAACACUCUCACGAAGCUUUCGAUUCCAGCUGAGAACUUCCCCUUUUGUACCAUUGAGCCUAAUGAGGCACGUGUGAAUAUCCCUGAUGAGAGGUUCGACUGGCUUUGCCAGUUGUACAAGCCGAAGAGUGAGAUUCCAGCUUUCUUGGAAAUACAUGAUAUUGCUGGGCUUGUUAGAGGCGCUCAUGAAGGACAGGGACUUGGAAACAACUUUCUGUCCCAUAUCCGUGCUGUUGAUGGAAUCUUCCAUGAUAUUGAAUUCAUCAAAAAGAAGGUUGAAGAUGUCGAGAAGAGCAUGAAGAGGAGCAAUGACAAGCAGCUUAAAGUAGAACUUGAGCUCUUGCUAAAGGUAAAAGCUUGGCUGGAAGAAGGAAAGGAUGUCCGUUUUGGGGACUGGAAAACAGCUGAUAUCGAGAUUUUGAACACUUUCCAAUUGCUUUCAGCAAAACCCGUUGUUUACUUGAUUAACAUGAAUGAGAGAGACUACCAGAGGAAGAAAAACAAGUUCUUGCCCAAGAUUCAUGCUUGGGUUCAAGAACACGGUGGUGAUACUAUGAUUCCUUUCAGUGGUGUUUUUGAAAGGAGUCUCGCUGAUAUGCUCCCAGACGAAGCAGCAAAGUAUUGUGAGGAGAACAAAUUGCAAAGUGCUCUUCCGAGAAUCAUCAAAACUGGAUUUUCAGCCAUUAACCUCAUAUAUUUCUUCACAGCAGGGCCUGAUGAGGUGAAAUGCUGGCAAAUACGACGGCAAUCAAAAGCUCCUCAAGCUGCAGGGGCCAUUCAUACUGAUUUCGAGAGAGGAUUUAUUUGUGCCGAGGUCAUGAAAUUCGAGGAUCUCAAGGAACUUGGCAAUGAAACUGCUGUCAAGGGCGCAGGAAAAUACAGACAGGAAGGGAAAACUUAUGUGGUUCAGGACGGAGAUAUCAUUUUCUUCAAGUUCAACGUUUCCGGUGGUGGGAAGAAAUGA